GCAGCCCCCAAUUUUUGUCGGUCGGCCCCAGCGCCGCCGCCGCCCUCUGCGGUCUUGGGGGUCCAGGGUCCCAAAAAAUCUAGGCAAGGGGGAGAGAAUCACAUCUCGUCCUCCCCCUUCCUUCCAGUCCACCCGAUUUCCCUCCCCACCCGAUUCCCGAAUGUCCUGUGUCGUCGCCGGUUGGUUUCUCUGCAUGUAGAAGCCUCUGGCCUGGUGACCGCCGAAUCCGCCCUUUCGGCCUCCCGUCAGGAGUUUGGCGCGAAGACCCGGUGAAGAAGGACGGGGAAAGAGGAUCCAGGUGCGAAGCGUCACAAGCGCGUCGCCGGCCUGCCAUCUUCCCAGGGUGGAUCGAUUUCGGGGACAAUGCCGUCGAAAUUCAGUUACCAACCUUGUCGGGAAUUCAAUGUGGUCGUUCUGGGUGCAGGUGGCGUGGGGAAGAGCUGCUUGACUGCCCAGUUCGUGCACAACGAAUGGAUCGAGAGCUAUGACCCGACCAUUGAGGACUCGUACAGGACGCAGAGGGCCGUUGAUGGCCGUCAAGUAAUGUUGGAGAUUCUCGAUACAGCGGGCACGGAGCAAUUCGUUGCUAUGCGAGAUCUCUACAUGAAAACCGGUCAAGGCUUCCUCUUGGUAUUCAGCAUAGCCUCGAGGACCUCAUUCGAGGAACUGGAGACGCUCCGGGACGACAUAAUCCGCAUCAAGGAUGACGAGGACAUCCCGAUAGUGAUUGUCGGAAACAAAGCAGAUCUGGAAGAUCAACGAGCAGUGGAUCGUGCCAAGGCCUUUUCCCUCUCCCAGCGGUGGAGCGCGCCCUACUACGAAGCCAGCGCCAGGACACGGACCAACGUUGACGAGGCCUUCAUUGACCUUUGUCGACAGAUGCUGCGACGGGAUGACAACCCAGACGACAUGCGUGACGAUUCCUAUACUCUACGGGGAGACGACCCAGCAGCCAAGAGACGCCGCAGGAAGAGGCGGAAGGAGAAGUGUACCAUCUUAUGAGCUCGCAUUUUGCGCUCCUCAGCGUCUCGCAGGUUCCUCCAGCUUGGUCGGCCGGGUAAACCGGACAUGAGGCGAGCUAUGAACGAGGAUUGGUCUAUGGACGCCCGUCAUGAUGGAUAUGAACUCGGACCUUGAGGAGUUUGUUGUAUAGAUUCUAGCGCUUUGCGCUUUCUUCACAUGGAUUCAUUUUCCAACCUGGGCCG
Molecule: messenger RNA, 1205 nt
Organism: Chaetomium fimeti
Lineage: Eukaryota; Fungi; Ascomycota; Sordariomycetes; Sordariales; Chaetomiaceae
Product: ras family-domain-containing protein
Exons: 8
Coding region: 364-1002 (212 amino acids)
Biological process (GO): signal transduction
Cellular component (GO): plasma membrane
Molecular function (GO): GTPase activity; GTP binding; GDP binding
Source: RefSeq, a predicted model, not a curated record